This is a messenger RNA of Colletotrichum truncatum, 954 nucleotides long. NCBI's taxonomy places the organism in Eukaryota, Fungi, Ascomycota, Sordariomycetes, Glomerellales, Glomerellaceae. The record is from RefSeq and is a predicted model, not a curated record.
AUGAGGCCAUUCCGCCUCGGUGCUCAAUUCGGCCCGGCGCAACACUCUAGACUUACAGCGCAACCUUUUGCGCAGCGACUCAGAAGCUUCCACGCAAGCCCCAACGCUCGCGGUCCUCUCACAUCGCCAACCCUCACUCGUGUUCUGCCCGAGUUCAAUCUCCAAGACAAAGUCAUUGUCGUCUCUGGCGGCGCGAGAGGUCUUGGCCUCACACAAGCCGAGGCUUUGUUGGAAGCCGGUGCAACGGUUCAUGCCAUCGACCGCCUCCCCAAGCCAGACCCGGACUUUGAAAAAGUCGCCCUGAGAGCCCAGACCGAGCUCGCCACCUCUCUCACAUACCACCAAGUUGAUGUACGCGACGUCGACGCUCUCAAUGAGAUCGUCGAGGGUAUCGCGACCAAGCACGGCCGCCUGGACGGCCUCAUUGCCGCCGCCGGAAUCCAGCAGGAGACGCCCGCGCUCGAGUACAAGGCCGCCGACGUCGACAAGAUGAUGGGCAUCAACGUCACCGGUUGCUUCAUGACCGCCCAGGCGGUGGCCCGCCAAAUGGUCAAGCUCAAGUCUGGCGGCAGCAUCGUGCUGAUCGCCAGCAUGAGCGGCACAGUCGCCAACAGGGGAUUGAUUUGCCCAAAGACUAAUCAGAAUUUGACAUGCAGUGCAUACAACGCCUCCAAGGCAGCUGUUCUGCAACUCGGACGGAACCUUGCAGCGGAAUGGGGCGAGCACAACAUCCGCGUCAACACCAUCUCGCCGGGUUACAUCGUUACCGCCAUGGUCGAGGCGCUCUUCGAGACGUACCCGGAGAGGAAGACCGAAUGGCCGAAGCACAACAUGCUCGGAAGACUCAGCGCCCCCAACGAGUACCGCGGGGCCGCCGUCUUCCUCCUGAGCGACGCGAGCAGUUUCAUGACGGGCAGUGACUUGCGCAUGGAUGGCGGGCACUGCGCUUGGUAA